UUCGCUUCCAGUUCUCCUGAACGAACGAGUCAUCGGGUUUUCGUCGACGUCGUCCACGAGGGGGACUCGCUUAAACGGAAACGUGCAAACGAACAACGUCCGCGCUACCGCUGUCGCACGGGGAACAGCGUACCGCGUGGCCGCCUCGAAACGUCGGAUCACCACUUCUUUGGAACAGAAGCGUGCGAUACCAUGAGACUGUUCUCGGGAAAUAACGAAAAUGUGACGUGAGUCUGGCUGAUAGAAAGAGCCUUGGCAAGAACGUGACACGUUCCGCAGUCGGUCGUUCAGUGUGGCACGCACUCCGCCAAAAAUGCCAGUGAGAAGGACCAAUUUUCACGCGUUCUCCAGUGCGCUUGUGUCGGUACUGUGCCUGGUCCUGGUGGCGCUUCGUGUCGGUCAGGUCGCCGGCCAAUUAUUGGACACCGAGUUUCAACCGACGGUUACAGCGACAUGCAAGGCCGGACACAUGACGAUACGAGUGAAUCUGAAUCAGAGUUUCGUCGGAGCUGUUCACGCCAGAGAUUUUCGGACGCCGCAGUGCAUGGCGCCCGGAAAUGGCUCUACACACGCCACUCUAGCCAUUAAUCUACUCGCGCCUAAAGGAUCUCCGGAUUACUGCGGUGUCUUGGUGAACAACGACACCGAGGAACGCUCCAUCCCCAUCGCGGUGAGGAUACACAAGACCCUGGAACUGGCGGACGAUAAAUUCUACGUGAUCACGUGCGGAAAAGCUGGAUUCAAAAAUGCCAAGAACGAGACCUCGCUGGUAUCGUUGCGCCUUUUGGACGGAGGCCACAAAGUGCAAGAGGCUAUUUAUGGUCACAACUACACAUUGCGUGCAGAGAUCUCGCGACCAGAUGGAAUGUACGGAAUCAAAGUGAAAUCGUGUUUCGCGUUCAACAAACGAAACACCAGCGUACAGCUGAUAGACGACAAAGGGUGUCCCGUAAAGGCUCGGGUCAUGACGAAAUUCAUCUACGAUCGGAACACGGGACUGGCGGAUGCGACAUUGUUCUCGAUGUUCCGGUUCCCCGACAGUCCACAGGUGCAUUUUCAAUGCGACAUCGCUGUGUGCAGAGGAAGCUGCGGUAUCCCCGUUUGCGAAGGCGAUAACGAGGAAGAAAUAAAGGGAGCGUCCUUAAUUAAUGGGCAAAGCGUGAGCGGCGAGGAAGGAGUGCUUCUAGCGGGCACGAGCGUGUUCGUUCUUGACCCUGGUCAAACGCCAUCCGUGCAAACACUGUACGAAGAUGGCAGCGUGCACCCGUUAUGGCUGUUGUGGCUGGCGGUAGCUCUCGGCAUUUUGUUCCUCAUCAUGCUGAUAAUCAAUAUAUUCCUCUGCUCGGCAAUGACCUGCAGCUGCACCAGGACCGACAUUAUCGAGAAAGAGCCAUCGAUUAUCGAGGACUACGAUCCGUAUCGUAGCUGGCACGGCUCCCAAUACGGCUCGAGGUACUCCUUGAAUGGAAAGCAAGGAUACGCCUCAGGAGGAUCGACCAUGAAUUCCACCAGGUCGAUAUCGACCAACAGCGAUCAUUACGCCAUAGUUCAUUCCAGACCUGGCAGUAGAUACUCUGGACCAGGCCAGAAGCAUCAUCAUCAUCAUAGAGGGCCUCCGUCGAACAUCGGCUCGCAUUAUUCUGGAAAAUAACACGCUCGACGGCUACCUAACCAACAACAAAUAGAACUAUUAUAUUUUCAUUAACGUCCUUGAACGCAAUUCGAAAAUCAAGCUAACCACGCGAUCGCAAGUAACGGGUAUUUCGAUUCGACAGAAUCGUUGCUCACACUGUUCCAAGACAAACUACACGAAUACCGAAACAGUAGACGAUUAGUCGAUCCUUGACUCGAAAGGAAGUUAUGAAUAGCUCACGGAGAAUUCACGGAGAUGCCGGGUCAAAAAUGACCCAUAGCUAAAAUCGCUUUCCUGCGCAAGGGAAGUCAUAUUCCUUUCUUCCAAAUUAAACAAAUAUAUUGCGACGAGAAAUAAUUCAAGGAAACGAGAGACACCUGAAUGUCGGGUCAAAGUUGACCCGGCCUCCGGCGUUCCAAGGUUUAACGAAGUUCAACCUGUACUUCGUCGUUUGAGGAAUUUAUUUCGCGUCAAUGAUCGACCACCGUAGCUUGAUACGUCCUCAAUAGUUACUACUAAUAUAUAACAUACAUAGAAUGGUCCGAAAUUCCUGCCCUAAUGUGUAUUUUUCUACCAAUGUUCGACUACCGACACGAUUGUUUCUUUACUUUCUACUUCGAGGAGGCAGGAAACCCGAGGAAGAUGAAAUUGUUAAAUUUUUCGAUACGAAUUUUCUUC
This is a messenger RNA of Habropoda laboriosa, 2311 nucleotides long. RefSeq lists its product as uncharacterized. The transcript is spliced from 9 exons. NCBI's taxonomy places the organism in Eukaryota, Metazoa, Arthropoda, Insecta, Hymenoptera, Apidae. Bases 314 to 1651 code for a protein of 445 amino acids. The record is from RefSeq and is a predicted model, not a curated record.